AUGUCCGACUCUUCUUCCAACCCCUAUUCCAACCAGUUUUCCGAAGAAUGGACGACUCCUGAGCACCUCGACGAGGAUCCUAAGUACGUCAAAGACAAAGAGGAGGAUGCAUCUGAUAGUCCUAUGAGCCUGCCGUCGGUCAACAGACCCUCGACUCCGAUUGAUGCAACCUGGGUAGCUAUUCCGAUCAGCCACAUUGAGUUCAACGCCAUGCGUCUCGCAAAUGACCCAGGCUUCCUGGCCAAGCAGUGGGUGCUUGGCAUUGAACUGUCCAAUGACCAGCGUUGGUGGAGAGAUAUCUAUGCAUCUGUCUCGGUUCAUCAGGAAUUGGGACCUGUUGUACUUUGCAGGAACGAAAGCGAAGUCGAUAGCUUCCAAUUCGGAAGACAAGAAUCAUCCCUGUCGUUUACUUGGGAUUACCGUCGGGCCCCGCGUGCCCUUUGA
Penicillium odoratum is the source of this 444-nucleotide messenger RNA. RefSeq lists its product as uncharacterized. The record is from RefSeq and is a predicted model, not a curated record. Bases 1 to 444 code for a protein of 147 amino acids. The transcript has a single exon. Lineage: Eukaryota; Fungi; Ascomycota; Eurotiomycetes; Eurotiales; Aspergillaceae.